AUGGCCCAAACCGAAGAUGACUUCUUAAUAAGACCCAUCUCCACCGCACAGGACCCCAUUAUCACAAUCCACCCAACCCCGAAAUUCGUAAUCAAAUCCAAACUCACUCCCACAAACUCAAAACUAUUCAUCAACGUAUGUCAGGAUGCAAACGUCCCCUCACCAUCCAUCCCAUUCCAACCAAACGUAGUCUACCCGCUCAUAAUGCGCGAUGAAUGGGAAAUCCCCAUCUUGACAUCCCCCAUGAGACAAGACACAGAUAAGAAGGGUUCCCCGUGUCACGUUUGCGAUUGUAUAAUUAAUGAUCAAUGCAUGCAAUGGAUCGCUAAGGAUCUACAAUUGAGAGAGAUCUUGAUUGAAUGGUGCUUGGAGGCAGUGGAGUUGAGAGAGGCUGUCACCGUAGAUAGGGAUGCUGUUAAGUUGCCCAAAUUGACCUGUAAGGGGUCCUUGCCAUUGCCCGUCUUGGAAAUACCGAAGAGGGAAUUGGAGAGAGAUUUCAAAAGAGAUAUUGCAAGUAUUAUUGAGGAGAAUACGGUGGAUGAACCGGUGAAAGUUUUGCAAUUAAAGAGAACUCAAAAUGAUGAUCCAGACGAUACAUUGCCGCCAUUGUUCCCUCAAAGUGGGAAUGUGCAAGGACCAUUGAUUGAGGAAAUUGAUGUGGAUAUGGACGAUUUGAAAAUUACCAAGCAGGAACCCACGUCGUCGAGAACUAGUCCAUUAUUGAAAGAUCUACAUUUUGAAACAGUGAUGAGAAAGACUAACAACACCCAACGAUACAAACUGAGAAUCGACAUUACAUCGGAAAUUGAUUCAAGUUUGGAUUUACAUUUGGCAUACGAUAGAACAAAUAAUGAACUCAUUUUACAAAAUUUAAAUACAGUGGAAUUCAUUGAAAAGAAAAUAAAAAUACCAUUACCCAAUAUUUUCACAUAUGAAAACAUAAAACAAAGUGAAUGUUUCUUUAUCAAAAAACAGAAAAGACUAAUAAUCUUUAUAUAG
This is a messenger RNA of Naumovozyma castellii, 999 nucleotides long. It is a transcript of the gene PIH1, whose product is annotated as Pih1p. NCBI's taxonomy places the organism in Eukaryota, Fungi, Ascomycota, Saccharomycetes, Saccharomycetales, Saccharomycetaceae. The transcript has a single exon. The record is from RefSeq and is a predicted model, not a curated record. Bases 1 to 999 code for a protein of 332 amino acids.